Messenger RNA from Sclerotinia sclerotiorum 1980 UF-70, 1404 nucleotides. RefSeq lists its product as hypothetical. Bases 1 to 1404 code for a protein of 467 amino acids. The record is from RefSeq and is a predicted model, not a curated record. The transcript has 7 exons. Lineage: Eukaryota; Fungi; Ascomycota; Leotiomycetes; Helotiales; Sclerotiniaceae. Gene Ontology annotation, molecular function: magnesium ion binding; acireductone synthase activity.
AUGGCUUCAAUCCUUCUGUAUAAGGACAAAGCAGCGGUGAAGGACUCUCGUAUGAAGAUUCUCUCAAGGAAGACCUUUUGGGUUGGAGAUAGUAUGGUGAAUUUGAAUAAUGUUGGGGACUUGUCUCAAGCACUCCGUGGAGCAGUAAAGGGUCUUAUUCGCAUCCUCUUUUCGUAUUUGAUUCUUACAUCAAAUAUCGACGCUACCACAGGAGUAAAAGAUCGGAACGGUGCCAUUCCCUGUGGAUAUUUCGCACGGAGUAGUCUAGGGGGUGAUCACUGCCAGCGUGCAUCGACGCAUUGCCUAAAUCCUUACCAUACAUCCAAAGAUUACGCAAGAAGCUCGCGAAAAACAAACAAGAAAAUAAAUCUAGAAGGAUUUCCCCGUAUUGACGAAGAAAUGGAGGCAAAACCACGAGUGAAGGUGGUAUUAUUGGAUAUCGAGGGCACGGUGUGUCCCAUUUCAUUCGUCAAGGAUGUGUUGGUAGGUAAACAGAAUAUCUCCUACUUCUUUCUUUCUACUGGUCAAUUUCUUCUGUAUCCCAUGCAAGAAGUCAUGGGUCGCAUCUUCUUUUUCCUAUCUCUUCUUGCAAUGACUGUUACCGUGUUGGUCGUCAGCGUUCUGUUUCAUUUUGUCUUGUUCCGAAGCAAGCACCUCAACCCCAUUGAUUUCAAAGCCCCACCAUAUACACGCCACUGGCUUUACCCCGCAAUGAGCAUGUCAUUCCCAUACGCUCUCGCAGCACUCCCAGAAACUCUAUCCACUGAAUGGGACUCCUCAUCCUUCCUUCCCUAUCGCUCCGCCUUUCCACCCGAACACAGCUCUACCCCUGAGGCACUCCUCUCUCAUGUUCGCGACCUCAUGGCUCAGGACCUCAAAAUCCCAUACCUUAAAUCUCUCCAGGGAUAUCUCUGGCUCCGCGGUUACGAAUCAGGGACACUGAAAUGUCCACUUUUCCCAGAUGUGUACCCGGCGAUGAAGAAAUGGAAAGAAAACGGAGCCAAGAUUUGUAUUUAUAGUAGCGGGAGUGUGGCCGCGCAAAAAUUGUUGUGGAGGUACACGGCCGAGGGGGAUUUGAGAGGUUGCAUCUGGAAUGGAGUCGAUGGGGCUGAGGAGAUCGAAGGUGGGUAUUGGGAUACGGUUAAUGCAGGGUUAAAACAGGAGAGCACGAGCUAUGAGAAAAUUGCCAAGGCAAACAGAGCCCUGGGAGAGGUAGGUGAAUGGUUGUUUUUGAGUGAUAAUGUUAAAGAGGUCAGAGCUGCAAAAGAAUCUGGAAUGAAGAGUUUUGUGGUUGUAAGGGAAGGGAAUGCAGAUGUCAGUGUAGAGGAGAAGAACAGACAAGUACUCAUUACGAGUUUUCGGGAGGUAGAGGCGAUGGUUGAAGUUACUGGUGAGAGUGCAUGA